AUGCAAGCAGCUGUUCAUGGGAAACUUCACGCUGCCCUAGAAGAUGAUUUCUCUUUUUUCCCUUUUGAACAACCACAACAACCAAAUACUUAUUACGACACAACGAUCGAUCAUGAGGAUCGUCCAUGUUUUUCUUUUGGAUCUACAAUCUCUCCUAGAAGUUGGCAUUUUGAAAAAUCUGAUAAUCUGCCCUCCUCACAACUGCAGCAUUUAGUUCAUACGCAACCAAUUCAUUUAAUCAAUCCUCAAAUUUUAUUCAACGAAGAAUUUCUUAAUUUAGAGAAUAUCGACUCUCAGCCCCACUUUAAGGAAGUGAAAACUACAAAGGGUAGUAUAACGACGACGGCACCUGAAAAGGAAAAGAAAAGCUCUAAUAGUACUAGAUCAUCUUCUUUGUCAUCUCUUUUCUCUAAUGAUGAUACUACAUCGACAUAUAAUUCAUCCUUCAACCACCACGAUAACUUCCAAAAGGAAAAUAAGAAUGAUGGUGAUAUCGAUAUGAUUGACGCAAUUAAAUAUGAAACUAACACAAAUUUACAAAAAGACAUCAAGAUAUUCCAAGAUAAUAUCGAAUUUAAUGAUUAUGCAAACGCACAAGAGUUUUACACCUAUAGUGCAAAUUAUACCUUUUCAAAAUCUACACACAUCCAUGACUCUAUAAAUGUCAAAAACAUGGACUUAUACUCCCAACAUCAAGAUCAUUAUGUGCCUCAUAUGGAGAGUAUACAUUCGUUUAAUAAUCGUCACUACGGCAACAACAAAAGCACUAACAGUAAUAACAGUAACAAUAAUAAUAAUAACAACAACAACAACAACAGUGUCUCAGAUAAUAUUUAUGAGGCGGAACCUUUUAUAGAUGAACCUCAAGUGCCAUCGUACUAUUAUCCAUUAGAAAUGGUCUUCGAUAUUGAAAAGUCUCCACCACCACCAUUACAGAAAUUAAGCUCGAAAGAAUUGGAAUUUCUCAAAAAAUUAAACGCUAAACUAUCAAGGUAUGCUGCUGCUUAUUCUUUCAGCGCUUCCAAUGAUCAAGAUUAUUACGACAAAGUCAGGUUUCAAGAAAUAUCCUACAAAUUUAGUAAAACCUAUUCUUGA
Saccharomyces mikatae IFO 1815 is the source of this 1095-nucleotide messenger RNA. It is a transcript of the gene IME1, whose product is annotated as transcription factor IME1. Bases 1 to 1095 code for a protein of 364 amino acids. NCBI's taxonomy places the organism in Eukaryota, Fungi, Ascomycota, Saccharomycetes, Saccharomycetales, Saccharomycetaceae. The record is from RefSeq and is a predicted model, not a curated record. The transcript has a single exon.